CCUCCUUGGUCAGAAGCUUCCGAGAGGCAGCCAAACAGAACACAUCUUGUCCCUCGGGCAGAGGCGGGCCAGUCCCCGAGGUGGUCUCCCGGGUAGCGCUUUCUUCCCGACCUCAGGCACCGAGGCGCUCUGGCGUUCGGGAUCUGGAGGGCGCUAGGACCCGGCGGGGCGGAGGGGCAGCCCGUGUGCUGCGAUUCGCUCCCUCCCGCCCCGCGCUCCCGCUCCAUUGUCUGGGAACUGCAGCCGCGGGCGGGCGGCGGCGGGGACCCAGCCGGCCGGGUCGGGCCGGCGCGGAGCGGGCGCGGGAGAUGCCGGGCCGGAGCGCGGCCGCUUGAACCGCCCCGCCUGGUCCCCGCCUUCCGUGGGGAGGAUGCGCGCCCGGAUGGCGGGGCGCGCGGCGGUGGCCCCCCGGGGACCCUGCGGCCCCUGGCUCUGCCUCCUGGUGGCCCUCGCCCUGGACGUCGUGAGAGUGGACUGUGACCAGGACCCCCUGGACCCUGUCUACCUGCCAGCAGCCCUGGAGCUCCUGGAUGCUCCUGAGCACUUCCGUGUGCAGCAGGUGGGCCACUACCCACCUGCCAACUCCUCUCUGGGCUCCCGAUCUGAGACCUUUCUGCUCCUGCAGCCCUGGCCCAGGGCCCAGCCACUUCUCCGGGCCUCCUACCCGCCUUUUGCCACUCAGCAGGUGGUCCCUCCUCAGCUCACUGAGCCCCACCAAAGGCCAGUCCCGUGGGACGUGCGGGCUGUCUCAGUGGAGGCAGCCGUGACUCCAGCAGAGCCCCAUGCCCGGGUCCUCUUCCACCUCAAAGGGCAAGAUUGGCCGCCAGGGCCUGGCAGCCUGCCUUGUGCCCGUCUGCAUGCCACACACCCUGCGGGCACUGCCCACGGAGCCUGCCGCUUCCAGCCAUCCCUGGGCGCCUGCGUGGUGGAGCUGGAGUUCCCCUCACACUGGUUCUCGCAGGGCUCCACCACACGGGCUGAGCUGGCCUACACGCUGGAGCCCGCGGCGGAGGGCCCUGGGGGCUGUGGCCCCAGUGGGGAAGAUGACCCCAGGGAGCAGGCCCUGCCAGUGGGUGGUGUGGAGCUGCGCCCGGCAGACCCUCCACAGUACCAGGAGGUACCCCUGGAUGAGGCUGUGACUCUGCGGGUGCCCGACGUGCCAGUGCGGCCUGGCCAGGUCUUCAGUGCCACCCUCCUGCUUCGGCACAAUUUCACUGCCAGCCUCCUGACCCUGCGGAUCAAGGUAAAGAAAGGGCUGCACGUGAAGGCCGCCCGCCCAGCCCAGCCCACCCUCUGGACUGUCAAGCUGGACCGCUUCAAGGGCUCCAAGCACCACACCACCCUCAUCACCUGCCACCGCGCCGGGCUCACAGAGCCAGACUCCAGCCCCCUCGAACUCUCCGAGUUCCUGUGGGUGGACUUUGUGGUGGAGAAUGGCACGGGUGGGGCCGUGACGGUCACUCGCCCCGUCACGUGGCAGCUGGAGUACCCAGGUCAGGCCCCCGAAGCAGAGAAAGACAAAAUGGUGUGGGAAAUCCUGGUGUCGGAGCGGGACAUCAGAGCCCUCAUCCCACUGGCCAAGGCUGAGGAGCUGGUGAAUACGGCACCACUGACUGGAGUGCCCCGGCGUGUCCCUGUGCGUCUUGUCACCGUGGACAGCGGGGGUGCCCUGGUAGAGGUGACAGAGCACAUCGGCUGCGAGUCGGCCAACAUGCAGGUGCUGCAGGUGUCUGAGGCCUGCGAUGCCGUGUUCGUGGCUGGCAAGGAGAGCCGGGGAGGUCGGGGGGUGCGGGUGGACUUCUGGUGGCGCCGGCUCCGGGCGUCGCUGCGGCUGACCGUGUGGGCCCCGCUGCUGCCCCUGCGCAUUGAGCUGACAGACACCACCCUGGAGCAGGUCCGCGGCUGGAGGGUACCUGGCCCAGCUGAAGGGCCCGCGGAGCCGGAGGCGGAGGCGGCGGAGGAGGAGCGGCGCGCCCGCGGCUGCCGCCUGCAGUACCAGCGCGCCGGAGUGCGCUUUCUCGCCCCCUUCGCGGCCCACCCGCUGGACGGCGGCCGCCGCCUCACUCACCUGCUCGGCCCCGACUGGCUGCUAGACGUGUCCCACCUGGUGGCACCGCACGCCCAUGUGCUGGACCCGCGCGUCGCCUCGCUGGAGGGCGGCCGCGUCCUGGUGGGCCGGGAGCCAGGUGUCACCUCCAUCGAGGUGCGUUCCCCGCUGUCUGACUCCAUUCUGGGGGAGCAGGCACUGGCUGUGACGGACGACAAAGUCUCGGUGCUGGAACUGCGGGUGCAGCCGGUGAUGGGCAUCUCAUUGGCCCUGAGCCGGGGCACUGCCCACCCUGGGGAGGUCACAGCCACAUGCUGGGCACAGUCAGCCCUUCCCACCCCAAAGCAGUGGUCUCUGUGUGCAUGCGUGCGUGCCCUCGCGUGUCUCUGCCUGUGUCUGUGUGCCCCACAGGAGGUGGCCCUCUCCCUGUGGCUGUCUUUCUCUGACCACACCCUGGCCCCCGCUGAGCUCUACGACCGUCGUGACCUGGGACUGUCCGUCUCGGCAGAGGAGCCUGGUGCUGUCCUGCCAGCUGAGGAGCAGGGUGCCCAGCUCAGGGUGGUGGUGAGUGGGGCAGGCGCCGAGGGGCUGCCCCUGCACGUGGCUCUGCACCCACCCGAGCCCUGCCGCCGGGGCCGCCACCGUGUGCCCCUGGCCUCUGGCACCGCCUGGCUGGGGCUGCCCCCUGCCCCCACUCCGGCCCCUGUCCUCCCAUCCAGCCCUGCCCAGAGCCCGCCAGCCACAGAAGGCAGCACAGGUGGUGAGUGGCGGGUGGCAGGCAAUGCCGGGGCCGGCGUGGGCGUGAGGGGCAAGUUUGAGCGGGCUGAGGAGGAGGAGGCCAGGAAGGAGGAGGCAGAAGCCAGGGAGGAAGAGGAGGAGGAGGAAGAGGAGGAGGAGAUGGUCCCUGCCCCUCAGCGUGUCACCGACCUAGAGCUGGGCAUGUACGCCCUGCUGGGAAUCUUCUGUGUGGCCAUCCUCAUCUUCCUGGUCAAUGGGGUGGUCUUCGUGCUGCGCUAUCAGCGCAAAGAACCUCCAGAUAGCGCCCCCGACCCCACCUCGCCCCAGCCCCACAACUGGGUCUGGCUGGGCACCGACCAGGAGGAACUGAGCCGCCAGCUGGACCGGCGGUCCCCUGGCCUGCCCAAGGCAGAGGGGGGCUGCCCCUGUGAGAGUGGGGGAGGAGGGGAGGCCCCAACCCAGGACCCCUGCCCUCCUGGGGGCACUUCCAGCUCCUCCAGCACCCUGGCCCGAAAGGAAGCUGGGGGGCGGCGGAAGCGUGUAGAGUUUGUGACGUUCGCGCCAGCCCCUCCGGCCCAGCUGCCUGAGGAGCCCGUAGGGGGCCCUGCCGUGCAGUCCAUCCUGGUGGCAGGCGAGGAGGACAUCCGCUGGGUGUGUGAGGACAUGGGGCUGAAGGACCCCGAGGAGCUUCGUAACUACAUGGAGAGGAUCCGGGGCAGCUCCUGACCCUCCCCAGCCCACCUGGCGCAGCAAGCGUGGGGUCCCAUAAGCCUCUAGCCUGCCCCCUCCUGCGGGUCCUCUGGUGCUUGUUAUUCAAGUCCCCUGUGUGGUCCUCUGCAAGGCCUCCCACCCAGGCCCCCCGCCCCGCCCCUUGUCAUGGACCGUGGUCUUGAGGAAGGGCUCAUGCCUCUUAUUUAUGGGAACCAUUGCAUUCUAAUGUUGGGUACAGAAUAAACCGAGAAGGAAACCACA
Messenger RNA from Lemur catta (Ring-tailed lemur), 3757 nucleotides. RefSeq names its product transmembrane protein 132A (gene TMEM132A). The transcript is spliced from 11 exons. The coding region runs from base 371 to 3511 and encodes 1046 amino acids. Lineage: Eukaryota; Metazoa; Chordata; Mammalia; Primates; Lemuridae. The record is from RefSeq and is a predicted model, not a curated record.